CGCCCGCCUUUUAAAACGCACAAUCCUUUUGAUGCGCCUCCUCUCGCUCGUGAGCUCCCGAGGCCGCUCGCUACAUCGGCCCGGUUGUUUCAUUUGAUUCUUUUUUCUUUAUUCGUUCACGUCUCCUCGGCCGCUGCCUCCAUAUUCGGUGAAUCGUUGUGUUUUUUCUCUCGGAGCGCCGCUGCAACGGGAGACCGAUCAGCCUCCAGCCGCGACCACAGAUGAGGAGCGCGAGCCAACCGUGGAAACGGGGGAACCCUUCAUCCUUUACCUUUUGAAUACUACGCAGCGACGCCUGCGCGCUGAUACUGGAUUCUAGCCCGGCCCGGUAGCCUCUCGGUCCGGUGCCCAGAACCAGCGGCGGUGCACUGAGCAGGGGAGGGAGAACCCGAGAGCAUCCCUCCAUUCCCACCCGGACUAUCCUCCCCUGCCUCCCCCCCCUCCCUCCCGCUCUCUCGUUCUCUCUCUCUCUCUGUCGCCCCAUCACAUGCCAGAGCUCUAGCGGGGGUCUCGUCGAAAGUCAGGGAACCAGGGGUGCGAGGGGAAGUUGGGGGGAGAAGAAGGAGGAGGAGAAGAAGGAGGAGGGAGGCUGUCCGUUGCGGCCGCGGCAGACGCAACCCUGCGCGCGCUGAGGCUGAGGCUGCCGCCGUGUUUUUGGAGGAUGCUGCGGGAGUAAGAGCGGCCUCCGAGCGGAAGAUGGGGAAGGACCAGGAGCUGCUGCAGGCGGUGAAGACCGAGGACCUGCUCACCGUGCAGAAGCUGCUGCAAAGGCCCCGGCCAGGGAAAGCAAAGCUCCUCGGGUCGGCAAAGAAAGUGAAUGUCAACUUCCAGGACACAGACGGGUUUUCUCCACUGCAUCAUGCAUCGCUCAAUGGAAACCUGGAGCUCAUCACUCUGCUGCUGGAGUCACAGGCUGCUGUCGACAUCAGAGACCAGAAAGGUAUGCGGCCGCUGCACUACGCAGCCUGGCAGGGGAAGGCGGAGCCUAUGAAGAUGCUGCUUAAGGCCGGCUCGUCCGUCAACGGCCAAUCGGAUGAGGGACAGAUUCCCCUCCACCUGGCAGCACAGCACGGCCACUACGACGUGUCGGAGAUGCUGCUGCAGCAUCAGUCCAACCCGUGCCUGGUGGACAACGCGGGGAAAACGCCUCUGGACCUGGCCUGCGAGUUCGGCCGAGUCGGGGUGGUCCAGUUGUUGCUGUCCAGCAACAUGUGUGCUGCCUUGCUGGAGCCCAAGAAAGGAGACACCACCGACCCCAACGGGACGUCUCCGCUCCACCUGGCCGCCAAGAACGGACACAUCGACAUCAUCAGGCUGUUGAUCCAGGCAGGUAUCGACAUCAACCGACAGACCAAAGCGGGCACUGCCCUGCACGAGGCCGCCCUGUGUGGAAAGACCGAGGCGGUGAGACUCCUGCUGGAGAGCGGGAUCAACGCCGCCGUGAGAAACACCUACAGCCAGACUGCACUCGACAUCGUCUACCAGUUCACUGCAACGCAAGCCAGCAGAGAGAUCAAGCAACUGCUGAGGGAUGCGUCAGCAGCCCUUCAGGUUCGGGCUCUGAAGGACUACUGCAACAACUACGACCUGACCAGCCUGAACAUCAAAGCAGGAGACGUCAUUACGGUUUUGGAGCAGCACCCCGACGGUCGCUGGAAAGGCUGUAUCCAUGACAACCGAACAGGAAAUGACCGAGUGGGCUACUUCCCUUCCACCAUGGUGGAAGUCAUCAGCAAGCGCACAGGUUUGGCCAGCACAGUCAUUUGCACCCAACAGUUUCAAAAGAUACCGCUGGUUCCUCCGGCGACGGUUGCCCCUGCCAACGCGGUAGUCAACGGCAACGACACCACGUUCCAUCAGAUCCAUAUCCUGCCUCCACCGCCUCCUCCUCCUCCACCACAUUCCCAUCAGCCACUGCUUCCACUUUUCACUUCCUUUGGCUAUAGCAAGUCGCCCGUGACAACCCCACUGGGAGACACACCCACUGCCCCAGGUUGUCGCGGCUCAGAGGCAAGUCCUCACAGCUCUCCCACCACAUCCUGCGGGCCCCAUGGAGGCUCCAACGAAGAAAUCUGGGUACUGCGCAAGCCCGUGGCAGCUGGAGACCGGAGCAGUAUGGGUAGUUCUGGCAGCGUGGCCAGCGUGAGGUCGUCGGGCAGCGGUCAGAGCGCCGGCAGUGGGCAGCACGUCCUCCAUCCACAGGCUGAGGGCGUUAAGCUUCUGGCCACCGUCUUGUCCCAGUCUGCCAAAGCCAAGGAGCAUCUGCUGGAGCAGUCCAAGUCUGUGGACCAGCCUGCAGGCUCCGCCAGCUCCUCUCGGACAUCCAGCCAAUCGGGCUGUCCACUCCACGAGGCGCCGCCUUACGAUGUCGCAACGACCAGGAAGGGGGAGGGGCAAGGCGAGGGGAAGAGCUCAGAGGCCGUUGUCCAAUGGCUGAGCGACUUUCAGCUGCAGGUCUACGCUCCGAACUUCCUGGGCGCUGGGUAUGACUUGCCCACCAUUAGCCGAAUGACCCCGGAGGAUCUGACAGCUAUUGGAAUAACUAAACCAGGUCACAGAAAGAAGAUGACCUCCGAGAUUAACAAACUAAGUGUCACCGAGCGGCUGCCUGAACAGAAACCCGCCAAUCUCGGAGAAUGGCUGUCUGCUAUUGGUCUAAACCAGUACCACCAAGUGUUGGUGCAGAACGGUUACGAGAACAUCGAGUUCAUCACUGACAUCACCUGGGAGGAUCUGCAGGAAAUAGGCAUCAUCAAACUGGGCCACCAGAAGAAGCUGAUGCUGGCGGUGAAGCGGCUGGCCGAACUGCAGCGCAGCUCAGAGGGGCGGGGCUCCCUCAGGAAGAAGCCCCCGCCAAUCACACAACAGCAGGAAGUCCUGUCGCUGGACGGUCCACCUCUAGACGAGGUCAUGUCUCCGAAGAUGAACACUUUCCAGGACAGUGAGUUGAGCUCCGAGCUACAGAGCGCCAUGACCCAGCCAGGCCAGGAGGUCAAAGUGCAGCGAACACGCAGCAAGGACCACGAUGAGGGGAUGACAGGAGGGGGAGGGGGAGGAGGAGGAGGAGGAGGUGCUGGCCCACCUAAGAAGGAGGCGCGGACUAUGAGGCAGCAGAGCAGCCAGGGAAGCGCCUCCUCCCACAGAGGCAGUAUCUCCUCUCAAGGCAAACACCGCCACUCCCACUCCCAUUCGCAGCCUGCACCUCCCUACACGCCCCCUCACACUCCGACCAAGACCAGAACCUCGUCUUCCUCCUCCUCCAGCUCUUCUGUCCAGAGCUCAGCAUCUCCGCAGGCCAAACAUAAGCCGUGUCCCCAGUUCGCCCAGGGGGAGGGGCCUCAGUCGCCGCGCUCACACCCCCCUCAGUCUCCGACCCAACGCGAGCCGCCGUGCACCCAGCAACAGCAGCAGCCUCAAGUCCUGCCGCACCACCAGGCGCACCCUCAGCACCAACCGCAGACGCAGGUCACGGCGGUGAAAGAGAACCAACAACCGCCGGUGCCGCUCCUCCGCCUCCCACCGGAGUCGGAGCGGGCCGAGGGAGAAGGGGACGAGUCUUCGGCGCUCCAGAAGAACCGGCCCCACAGCCUCAGCCGCCACGCCGCCUCGGACGGCGAGUGCGACGAGAGGGCGGAAGGAGGUCGGGGACGGGAGGGAGGAGGAGAGGCGGAGGUGGUGGGCGGAGAUCAGGGCUCCGCCGUCGCCAGAGGGGAGCGAGUCAAAUAUGCGACGGUGACCCACCGUGUCAGCCGCAGCCACUCGGUGCGCAACCAGGACAAGACGGCCAACCGCAACCAGACGAUGCCCUUUCCCCUGCGCCAAAAGAAGAAGGGCCCGCCGCCGCCGCCGCCCAAACGCUCCAGCUCCGCCAUCUCCACCUCGAACUCCAACCUGACGGAGGCGAGCGCGCAGCCGCACGAACUCACCACCACGGGGGGGGUGCUGGAUGUGCCUUACCACCAACAGCGACGGGCCAGCGACCUGGGGAUGUCCGUGGAGGCGGCUCCUGUGGAGAAGAGCAGCGUGGGUAGUGUGAGGAGCAUCGCCGCCAUGUUGGAGAUGUCUUCCAUAGGAGGCGGAGCCAAAGGCAUCGCACUGCAAAAGAAUUUCCUGCAGGUGGGGAAAACACGCGAUGCCAUUGGCCUGGACGGUGAGGUGGUGAACCGACGGCGGACCAUAAGUGGCCCGGUCACUGAGCUGGUGGCGGCUGCCAGGCGCGAACAACCGGCUCCCUCUGCUUUACCCUCUCCCUUCGUCCAGGCCCAAAACAACCCUCUACCUGACCAUCCCUCCUCCCCCAACCCUCCCGCCUCCCCCCACCCGAGCUCGGGAGACAGUGGCAGUUCUUCUGAAAACCUGCCAUUCGCUGAUGAGGGAAGUCUGACCAUCCGCCGCCAGGGUCGAGGAGAAGGAGAAGGACAGUGUGUAUUUUGUGUUUGUCUGCAGGGUGACGGCGAGGAUCCCCAGGGAGACGGGGGCUACAGGCAGGAGGACAUCUCCAGGGUCGAGGCCACGGCGACCUUGAAGCGACGGGCCCGCAGCUCCAAGCCCCACCCCAACGGCGCCGACUUCACCCUCCAGGAGUCGUCCACCGUCAAGCGGCGGCCCAAGAGUCGCGACAAGGAGCCGGAGGGCUACGCCGACCUGGCGCCGCCAAACACCACGCAACCGGUGCCCUACCAGAACGGCACGGCCACAGUGAAACGCCGCCCGCCGUCCGAUUCUGGAGUGACCGAGCAGCCGCAGCCGCAGCCGCAAAUGACUGCUGCACCCCGCAGGGCCAGCACGGAUCAAGGCGCUCCAGUGGCCAAUGAAGGAGGUCCCGUGAGAAAACCGAAGCCUCCGGUCUCCCCGAAGCCCGUCGUGGCACAGAUAAAGAGACAGGCGGGCCCACAGACUCCUCCCCCUUUGGUCUCCAACAAGAGGGUCCCCCUGCCUGGCCCUGGGACGCCGGGAAGCCCAGUGGAAGGAAAGAAGAUCCCGCCCCCCGUCUCGCCGAAACCGGCGCCGCCGCCCACAGCACCCAAACCGGCCAAGCUCAUCCACUCCAUGACCAGCCCCUCCUCCCCGAGCUCUGCCGCGGUCAAACAGCACCCCGCGGUGACCCGACAGGUCAGCUCGCCGCCCUGCUUCCCUCCUUCCCACAUCCCCGGCCCGCCGAACGCCAAGUCGCCGAGCCCGUCUCCCCAGAGCCCGCGCACGCCGCAGACCCCCACCACGCCACAGACUCCCGCCACCCCCAGCCCGACCCCGCCACCCGUCAAGCCCCCACGCUCCUCGAUCGGCGGGGUGUCGGUUGACAGCGGGAUGGCGGGAGGCGGAGUCGCGGCGCCCGCCGCUACGACUCCGGAUUUUGGCGCCGAUUCAUUGGUGCAUCAGAAGCUGGAGGAGACGAGUGCGUCGCUGGCCGCGGCUCUGCAGGCUGUGGAGGAUAAGAUACUGCGGCAGGAUGACUCCGUGGCUGAGCAGAAGACCACGGUUAGCAUCCUCGACGACAUCGGCAGCAUGUUUGAUGACCUCGCCGACCAGCUGGACGCCAUGUUGGAGUAACCACAGAAACCGCUCGGCGUGUCUCCACGGCAACGCUGCAACAGGACUGACUCAGAUGGCACAAUGGGCGACGAGCCUCUUUCUCUCUCUCUCUCUUCAUCCUUCUCUCUCUCUCUGCCGUGCUUAUCCCCUCUUCACCCCUCCUGUCGUUCAUCCGCCGCCGCUCUGGAACACCUCAUCUCUCCUCCUCUUCCUCUCGCCUCCUGUUGAUGAUGUAACUGAUGAGGAGCAGCGCCACAGGCCUGGACUGACAUGUGGCAGAGAGAGAGCAAGAAUCAAGGAUGUAAUGGAGGAGAGACACUAAAAGAGAGAUGGUAUUUUAAAAAAGGACCAAAAACAGAUGAUGUGGGGAGAAAAAAAUAAUAAUGAAAAGAUGAAGAAAUGCAACAAAAACGGAUGAAAAAAAAAACUUGUUUUUUUUCCAGAACUCCACAUGGACGAACAAAUAAACUAAACUAAUAAUAGUGAUUGAAAAAACAACUGUGUAACAAAUCACAGUAUGGCGUGUGUACAUUCUAAGCAUGGAGAGUUUAUAUCUACUGAAAAAAAAGCCCUGCAUUAGCACAGUAAUAUAUAUAUAUAUACAUAUAUAUAUAAUAUACCGAUAAAUAUGAAUCUCUAUCUCUUUGGUUUGAUGUCUUGGUUCUGUGUUGAAUGGUGACCUCUGGUGUUGUGACGAUGUAAAGGAAAGAUUUUUAAUCUGUGACCAAAACGAGACUAUUCAGCUCAUGAGGCUUGUGUGUGUGAGUGUGUGUGAGAGAGUGUGUGUGUGUGUGUGUGUGUGAGAGUGAGAUAAGACAGUGUGACGGACGUGUGUGUGAGCUUGUCGGAAUUUCAGGAUCAAAUUCAGUUUCCUGGCUGCAUUCAUACACUCUGCUGCAUCCUCAUGCCCCCCCCCCCCAACAUAGAUGCACACCUACAGGACAAACAAGCACAAUGACCCGCACACGCACACAGUGGAACCCGCACAAUGUGGAUGUCAAAAGAAAGAGAAGCUAUACAGGAUUGUUAAGAUGUCGCUGAGGUUUUUCUUCUCGAAGGGUCAAAGGUCAGAGAUCAGAUCGGGAGAGGUAGAGCGAACUCAGCCGGACCAACUUGACAGUUUCGAAUCAUUCCUGCUAUCUCUGAAGGAGACGCGGAGCAACACACUUAACCCCCCCCCCCUGUCUCCUCUGUCUCCUCCCCCCUCAUUUAGAAAACUGAUCAACCUUUUGACUGAAACGCAAUUUUUAAAACACUUUUUAAGUUGAUGCAACCUUUUCCUCUCCCGAUAAACAGAGAAGAGGACUACCAAGCAGUCUUCUUUCCAUCCACAUCUCUCUCGUCCCACGCUCUCCUAAUCACCCCGUUCCGUUGCCAUGACAAUCUACAUCAUCACCCUCACCAUUCUGCGUUGCCAUCGCCACGGCGACCACGCAGUGUGUCGCCGCGACUUGGGAUAACGAAAAAAAAAGAAGAAAAAAAAGUGCUGAUGGAGCGAGCGGCAACAGAGGUCUGUGAAGCUGGAUGGUUUGAUUCAGUGCAGUUUAAAGGGGCACUACCCAUAAUGCAUCUCUUUCAUAAGACCCUUUUUGCCCAGUAAACGCCCAAAUCUUCCAAACGUUAAACAGGCUCUCAGUUAUAAAAUAAUAACCCUGAUGACGUCAGUAUUACAUCAUUAAUACUUAUUAUUUUAGAUUUGACAAAACUCCUCAAGAGCCACAAAGGAUAUUUAUAUACGUACCAGGACCAGUGGACUGGUAGGGAGUCAGGCUGCUGGGCCUCUUUUAAACCCUGAACAAACCAGAACCCGGCGACUCCGAUAUCCCAUACAAAAAUCCAAAGCUCCAUGGCAGCCACACCCCUUAUAUAAAUGACCAAGAAUUCAGAGAAUAGUUGUGGUGUUUAAAUUAUGAUCACAUAUAAGAUUAUAUAUAUGGAUAUUUGCAACAACAAACAAUAAAUGUAUUUAUGAUGUGUGUGUGUCAUCCUGAAGACUAUUUUUAAAACAGGUCUAAUCUGAGUGUUGAGUUGCUUCUCCACGCUUCAGUGGUCCGAGCUGAUGAAUCAUUGUAGGAUACCAUGUUGGGAUAUUUCCAUAUUUCUUUGUGUGUCCAGCUGUGGCGAUGUGUAUAAUACGAGCGAUUAUCGUUGUUCCGUUUUAUUCUUUUUGUAUGAGUUCAAAUGCAAUGUUCCGUUUUCUUUCUUUGAAACAUGUGCCUUGCUUUGUGAUUUUGGUCUGACUACAGUACAAUAGAUGGUUAUGUACGAUAUACAGGACUGUCUCAGAAAAUUAGAAUAUUGUGAUAAAGUUCUUUAUUUUCUGUAAUGCAAUUAAAAAAACAAAAAUGUCAUGCAUUCUGGAUUCAUUACAAAUCAACUGAAAUAUUGCAAGCCUUUUAUUCUUUUAAUUUGGCUGAUUAUGGCUUACAGCUUAAGAAAACUCUAAAAUCCUAUCUCAUAAAAUUUUAAUAUUUCCUCAGACCAAGUAAAAAAAAAGAUUUAUAACAGCUGAGUGUUUGUCAAGGCUCAGGAAACCCUUGCAGGUGUUUCGAGUUAAUUAGACAAUUCAAGUGAUUUGUUUAAUACCCUACUAGUAUACUUUUUCAUGAUAUUCUAAUAUUUAGAGAUAGGAUAUUUGAGUUUUCUUAAGCUGUAAGCCAUAAUCAGCAAUAAAUCAGAAUAAAAGGCUUGCAAUAUUUCAGUUGAUUUGUAAUGAAUCCAGAAUGCAUGACAUUUUUGUUUUUUUAAUUGCAUUACAGAAAAUAAAGAACUUCAUCACAAUAUUCUAAUUUUCUGAGACAGUCCUGUAUAUGAGCAUCUCUCUCUCUCUCUCUCUCUCUCUCUCUCUCUCUCUCUCUCUCUCUCUCAUUCUGUUUAGCUCCCUCAGUUCAUAUGCCCCCCCCCCCCCCUCACCCUCACAGAUGAGAUGUGAUAUUUGUAACAUAGAAUCAUCAGAACUCAGCAAAACCCAGGUAACAUCUCUCCACCGUCUCCAUCGGACCGGACCAUGAGAGAACGACGUAUUCCAAUUUUUGUCCGAAUAAUUACGGAAAUAAUGUGCUACAUACAAAAUUAAAAAAGAAGCUAUUUUUCUUUCUAGCUGAGAGUAUGAAGCUACAGAUGGUUAGCUUAGCGUAGCAUAGAUAUAAAAGACAGAGAAGCUAAGCUAUGCUAACCAGCGUCACGGCGUCAACCCUCUCGUCCGUGUUUAUGUGACAUUUUCGAAGCAGGAAGCAAGUAUCUCAAAUAUAUACUGUAGCACGCGAAUGAACCCAUGGUCAAUCCCCCUGAUCGAAGGCUUCACAGGGGUCAAAGGUCAACUCCCGUUCCCUCACUCACUUUCAUCCCCACACACCGCUUUCUGAACCCGUCGCGUGGAAGCAGCAUUCCCUCAUUCUGGUCGGCGCUCAUGUUGUAGGCGUUAUGUUUUUUUGUGUGUGCUUGUGUGGCGGAGAAAUACACACAAAGUUGUUAUUGAACAAAAAGUACAUCUUUUUCUUUUCUUUUCUUAUUAAAAGAUGGAGCCAAGCUGUUUUUAUUUGGUUCGUACUUAUCUGAACAGAUAAGAGCUCAAGUCUCCUCGCCCCGCAGUGACUAUGUGAAUGCUCCAGAGGCCGUGUGUGCGUUCUCAGUUGCUCUGCUAUUGACCGUAUGAACCUUGUGCGCGCGUGUGCGUGUGUGUGUGUGUGUGUGUGUGCUGUAGUGACUGGACAGUGGUGUGCUUGCAGUGACUGCAUCUUAUGGCCAUCUGCUCUGAAUAAAUAAAUGUUCUAUACAAACUG
Molecule: messenger RNA, 9314 nt
Organism: Pseudoliparis swirei
Lineage: Eukaryota; Metazoa; Chordata; Actinopteri; Perciformes; Liparidae
Gene: caskin1
Product: CASK interacting protein 1
Exons: 24
Coding region: 697-5550 (1617 amino acids)
Molecular function (GO): protein binding
Source: RefSeq, a predicted model, not a curated record